This is a messenger RNA of Orbilia oligospora ATCC 24927, 498 nucleotides long. RefSeq lists its product as uncharacterized. The record is from RefSeq and is a predicted model, not a curated record. Bases 1 to 498 code for a protein of 165 amino acids. The transcript has a single exon. Lineage: Eukaryota; Fungi; Ascomycota; Orbiliomycetes; Orbiliales; Orbiliaceae.
AUGGCUCUUAAUGGGAUGCUCCCGACCUCAGACUAUGCGGAGGACCAACCACUUUAUCACUUCAUCCUUACCACACAUGUCGUACAUAGAGUUCUUCCAAUUGGAGCCUUCAUUUCAUCUGCCAUUCCACUGGCAUCCACUUUCAUACUCCGUCGGGCAGCAGUGCAUCCUCUCACAGUGCUUCUGCUGAGAUCAAAUUCUACGGGUGCCCUUGUGUCACUGGGAUUAGGUGGUGCAAUGACCCUCGGCAGGAUGUGGGGCAGGGCAGAUAUCGAAUGGAAAGAUCGCAGUUGGAGGCUAUUGAGGAAUACUGGCCAAGCCCAACUUGACGACUUUUCCGCGGCUGGAUUGGUGGCUGGCGCCUUGCUCGGAGCCGCGGGGAGGGGCCCACUGCCGCUUUGGAGGGGUGCGGUUGGAGGUGCAGGGCUCGGGACUUUGGCUGGGACCGUGGCUUUUGUGGUUUGGAAAUCGACAUUGGGGAAGAAGAACGAGCAAUAA